Molecule: messenger RNA, 432 nt
Organism: Lachancea fermentati
Lineage: Eukaryota; Fungi; Ascomycota; Saccharomycetes; Saccharomycetales; Saccharomycetaceae
Source: the annotation of a GenBank genome assembly
AUGUUCAGAAACGUGAUUAAUCGUGGACUACUGAGACCAGCUGCGUCUUCGAGAAUCAAUGCGUAUGCAUUUGGCAGAUGUAUGAGCACAGAAACAAAAGAAGCCAUCGAGUCAGCUGUUAAGUCAGCUCCUGUAGUCCUCUUCAUGAAAGGAACCCCAGAAUUUCCACAAUGUGGUUUUUCAAAAGCUACGAUCAGCAUGUUGGGUCAACAGGGAGUAGAUCCUAUGAAGUUUGCUGCCUAUAACGUUCUAGAAGAUCCCGAGUUGAGAGAGGGCAUCAAGGAAUACAGCGAGUGGCCCACUAUUCCUCAACUAUAUGUCAACAAAGAGUUCGUCGGUGGUUGCGACAUAGUUAUGAGCAUGGCUCAAUCCGGGGAAUUGACUAAGCUACUCGAAGAGGCGCAGGCCCUCGUUCCAGAGGAGGAGGCCUAA